AUGCAUAAAGACAUGUAAACCAGGGGAUACACUAUCACAAGGGCUGGCAGUAAAGACAAGUUUUCCAUGGGUGACAUUUAACGCCACACGCUGACUGAGGAGGCUCUGUGCGUAACGCAGGGGCAGCUCUGGAUCUACACUGGCCACUGCUGCGCAAAUCAGCACGAGUAUUUGGUUGUGGUUUGUUAUUUUGGAGACGCCAUAUGUACUCUCUACAGCGCGCAGCUUCCUUGAGUGUACACUUCUGCAAAAAUGUCUUUUUUAACCAUACCAACUCAAGAGGGGCUUUUUACCGCGGCUAAGACUGUCAAGUCAGGCGAGGACACAGAGGGUAGGUCUCCCAUGAAAGACGAGGAUAAUAAUGAUGAUGAUGAUGAUGAAGAUGAUGACACCGAGGACGUCCGCCUCAUUCCGAGAUGCUCCCCGGUACCCCGAAAGCGAGGCCCGUCCAUCUUCGACGAGACUGCUGAGUACAUGCGGAUCCACUUGGCGCUGUCUGCCGGAAAGAGAGUGUCAUUUGCCGAUACAACAGGUGGAGAUCUGGUGGAUGUGAAGGAAUUCAUUGCCUUUGAUUCGGACGAGGAAGAAGACAGUGCGAGGUGGCAAGAAGAGGAGGCAAAGUACCGAAAGCCUGAGCGAGAGCCGAUCUAUCAUGUGCACCCAGAGUAUAACGCACCUGACGGCGGUGCCCUGCUGCAGGCUGUACACGCUAAUAAAGUGGAGGUUGAGCAGAUGUCCCUAGUAGAGGAUGAGCCACUUGCCUUCGGUGGUUUAAUACGAGUCCUGAACAUCUCCUUCCACAAAGCAGUUUAUGUCAGAGCGACCAUGGACAACUGGGUUACUUACUUUGACCACCCGGCAGAGUAUGUCCAUGGAUCUCAUGAUGGGGACACUGAUCAGUUCUCCUUCAAGCUGUCUUUUGCGCCACCUUAUAUCACACAUGGCUCUCGCAUUGAGUUUGUGGUUCGCUAUGAAACGUCUGAUGGUGAUUUCUGGGCUAAUAACUCCUCUAUGAAUUAUGUGGUGACUCUGCUCCUGUCCUAUGAAGAUGAUUCCACUCAAAAAGACAAAGAUAUGCAACAAAUAAGAAGUAUCCUGAAACCUCCAAAAGCUUACAGUAUGAAUGACAAUUUAGAUUCGGAGGAGGAGCAGGAAAAGGAAGAAGCAGAAGAAGCAGGGGCCUCCAAGUCAGGACUUGUCAGACCUACAGCUAUCUGCCCUGCCAUUGUACAGCCGGAGAUUGACAUUGAGAUUGCAGUUCACCCAUAUGGUCCCUCUGUCCCACCCAACCAAGAUCUUCCAUCUGUUGAUGGCACACUGUCCACUCACGCUGUAUCCCCAGGUGAAAGAUUCCCCUCUAUGUCUUCCGAAACCACUCUUCAAACUAAUUCAUCGUUUGUUCUCUGUGCCAGCGAAUCAGUCCAGCCAAAUAAGUCACAGCCUUUACCCAGACUCCACUGUGAAUUAGGCAACCAAACGUCAGAGCAGCCCGUAGACAGUAGUCCCUCUGCACUGCUGUCUCCUCUACAACAAGAGUCAAGGCCGAGAUCAGAGAGCUCCCAGACUGGUGGAGAGGAAAUCCCUCCUUCAGAGGCCUCUUGCAUGCAUCUUCCUACCACAGAGACAAAUCUGGGGCCAACAGGAGAGGACAGGUCGAUUGAAAGCCCAGCAAGUCGCCCUUGUCUUGAACUUGCUGCUGCUGCUGCUUUCAUCUCUUCUCCCAGUGUGACUGAGGCCUUCAAGCCAGAGGUUGCAUUGGGUCAGAGUGAACUUGUUGCAGGGCUUUCAGAGGGUUCCACCGGGUCUGCAGUGCAUCGUGAAGGCGGUACAUCUGUGCUCCAAUCGCCUCUGGAAGAGAGUCAGGCAUCUCUGGAAGCAGGAAGUGAAGCUCCCUCAUCACCUGAACACACAGAGAACGUCUCAGUGAGUACAGAUGUCACUGAGGUGAACCAAAACUUAGCUCCUCGGUCUGUCUCGGCCCGGGAAGAGAAAGAAGAUGCUCCCCAGAUUUCCCCUGACACAUUAUUAGAGAAUCUAUCCAACACGGCUUCUGAGCCCCAGUCUGAGCGUGACGUAAACAGGAAUCUGAUGCCAUCCAUCAUCUUUCUGAGUGGAGUUGUCUCCCUCUCGAUAGUGAUGCAGGAACCCAGUGCCCUCUUCCUCAUUGGACUGCUUCUGGUCCUGCGCCGUUUGUGAUUAUGCCACAGAAGUUCAUUCUGAUCUGUUCGCAAGCUAAGUGCCUUUUCAUGAUUCCAAAAGAAGCCAUCAAGUCAAAAAUAUGUUGAAAUUGUGUGUCAGAUUGAUAUACAUUUUCAUCAGAAGAGAGACAUAUUGGGUACAGUUUUAAUUUCCAUGAGAAGUCUGUAUCAUGUAAAAAGUGAUUAUAAAUAUAUUGGUGAUAUUUUCAUGCAGUCUAUCAAAGAGUUAACAGUAGACAGUUAUUACCCCAUUUUUGCAACAUCAUCGUGAGGGCUCUAAUACCAAAUCACAGAAUAUUAUCACACAUUUAAAUGCACUGUAAUUAUUUUUUUCUUGUCAUGUGGAAAUGUUUGUAUGUGGUGUUAUAUUCUGAUUUAUUCAAUCAGUUCUAUAAUGCACUUUUUUUUUUUUGACUGUUGUUGUCAGUGUGUAUCUAAGGUUGUUGUCUAACCAGACUGCCAUGAAUUUAACUUUUGUGAAUUCCAUUUGUUAUUAUGUCUUUAACGAAGGACAACAAAAACAAAACAUUACCAUAGUGGGACACUGAACAUACUUAGAAAUGGAAUUUUGUUUACAAAAUGCAAAAGGAAAACAUGCAGUAUUUUCGCCUUAAUGCUUAAAAAAUGAAAACCUGAUAACCUUUGGCAAACAUCAGAUUGAAAUGGAUGCUGUUCCAGGGAUAAAACGAGUGUGACAUGUGAAAGUGACAUUAAUCAGUAGCAAACACCAGCCUCCUUUCUAAUGCAUAUUUCAUUUGAUAAUUUUUCCUGUUCUUGCUAGUAAACAAACGCUGUGGUCAUUGUUGUUGCAUAACAUAACAUUUUAAAGCACUACUUUGACAACCUCACAGCCAGACUGAAGCACCAAAUGACAUGUUUGAAGUGAUGAAAGUUUUUGCAGUGUAUUGCCAUUAAACAUGGUCUUAUACCCCGUA
Molecule: messenger RNA, 3133 nt
Organism: Toxotes jaculatrix (banded archerfish)
Lineage: Eukaryota; Metazoa; Chordata; Actinopteri; Toxotidae
Gene: ppp1r3f
Product: protein phosphatase 1 regulatory subunit 3A
Exons: 4
Coding region: 253-2196 (647 amino acids)
Biological process (GO): regulation of glycogen biosynthetic process
Cellular component (GO): protein phosphatase type 1 complex
Molecular function (GO): protein phosphatase 1 binding; glycogen binding
Source: RefSeq, a predicted model, not a curated record